Molecule: messenger RNA, 1613 nt
Organism: Dreissena polymorpha
Lineage: Eukaryota; Metazoa; Mollusca; Bivalvia; Myida; Dreissenidae
Exons: 2
Coding region: 334-771 (145 amino acids)
Molecular function (GO): ubiquitin-protein transferase activity
Source: RefSeq, a predicted model, not a curated record
AUGAAAUUUGGUCAGAAGAUUCAUCCCGAUAAUAUCUUGGAUUAGUUCAAAAAUGAUGCCGGUUGGUUGAAAAACAUGGCUGCCAGGGGGCGGGGCAUUUUUCCUUAUAUGGCUAUAGUAAAACCUUGUUAACACUCUAGAGGCCACAUUUAUUUUCCGAUCUUUGUGAAACUUGGUCAGAAGAUUUGUCCCAAAAAUAUCUUGUUAUCUCAGGUGAGCGACUUUGGGCCUUUCAGGCCCUCUUUUCUUAUUUUUGGAAGAUAAUGUAAUAAAUGCCCAGACCCCCACACUAUACACCCCUCACCACAGUUGUUUCAAUUUCAGGGGUUUUCCAUGGAAUUCCAUGAUUUACCAGAGAUUGCCAGCAUAACUUCCAUGGUGACCCUGGACAAUGUACUCCCGGGCAGUGAGGACCAGCAUAAUGGAGAUUAUUUAAGUACAAUUGUUAAAAAGUGUACUACAUUUUGUAAAUCCAAUGAUGUGUCUGAUCCUAUUCAUGUGCUAAAGAUCUUUCAAAAAGAGAUUGUCACUGGGAGACCAUUAGAACUAACAGAAGAGACAUCAUCUACGGGCAUUUAUGGUGAAACCAAUUUCAUUUUGGUAGACAGAGGCGAUCUACUGAAAACAGCAAUUGAGGAAAUAAGGGCAAUAAGCGACAUGAGGAAAUGCCUUGAAGUUCAGUUCUAUGGAGAGUGUGCUGCUGAUUUUGGAGGUCCAAGAAAGGAAUUCUUCUCUCGUGCCCUGCCCUUCAAUAUCCAAGAACACGGGUAGUACAGUACUACCUGUAUUUUUGGAUAUGGUAGUACAGGUACUAAUUGAUUUUAAGCGUUACUCCUUUUCUUUCUGUCAGUGGCAGUACCGUUACUAAUUUCACAAAUCCUUAUCUGGAGCUCUGGCUAUUGUCAAUUGAUCCUCUUGUCUGUGUUUGGUAAUGUUUAUAUUUAUCCCCCAAUUGCACAGUAGCAGUCAAAAGAUAUUUUGUUCAUCUUCACAAAGGCAGGGUCAUGUAUAUUACCAUAGUUAAAGAGUUCAAAUGUUCAUAAUGGUUAUGUUUAAUUUGAAAAAGGUCCAUCUUUUAGAAACCAAGUAGUCUUGUCCAACGCAUAUUUUAGUACAAACUAUGCUUGUCUUAAAUGAUAUUGUCAUCACCAGAGAGCAUAAUUUGGUACUUAGUAUUUCAAUCGCUAUAUUGCAGUUAAACACUCCAAUUGCAAGCGAAAUGACUACUUGUGUAAUAUAUAUUACACAGAUCUUCUAACGAUUAUUUUGUUAUUUUACUCUUGUUUGUGCAUUUUAUUUAUAGUCUCAGUUGUGUACCACUAUAAGCCUCCAUAUAUACCCUCCUGUUAAUUGUUCAGCAAGGUGUGUUUAUUUGCUGGCAAUACUUAAACUGCAUUUUAAACUGGUGUGUGAUGUUAUUUGGCAGCCAUAUUAUUUUCUGUGUAAACUAUUCACUGGUUGACUUCCGGAUUCAUCAAACCUUGAACCUCCCCCAGUCUAUACUGGGGGACAUAUUGUUUUUGCCCUGUCUGUUGGUGCAACAGUAUAUUUAUGCAUUAUAUGUCAUACCUUUUAAACGAAAAUUUUGCCCAAAACAUUAUAGAAUAAUUUCU